AUGCCCAUCCGUGUCAAGCUCAAACCCCAGCCGGUGCGCGAGGGGAGUCCCUUCUCCGCCCGCUAUGAUGCCGUCGAGCUCCCCUACAUUGCUCCCGACGACUCGUUCCGCCUGGUGGUCAAGAAGCUGUCCCAGUACUUUACCGACGCUGUUGAGCUGCCCAGCACCUUUGACCAGCUGCGCACGACAUCUGCUGGCGACUGUCUCCGCCUCUUGACUAACCAUCUGACCGAUACCUGCGCCAACCCUGCCAUUGUCAAUGCUCUCUUGGCCCUCAAAUGGCAUUAUGCCCUGGAUCGUGACAACCAGGGUCUUGGAGAAGCUCGCUCCAACGCCUGUGAGAUUGUAGCCUGGAGAUUCCUGACCCGCCACUCAGAGCGUGAAGCUGUGACAUUCUGCCUCUUCGAGAUCCCGGACCAUAAGAAGACCAAGGCUCAGCAGCAGCAGCAGCUUGCCAAUGAUCCUGAAGCCGGCGAGCGAGCUCCUCUACUCCCUCGCGUGCUGGCAACCUUUGACGGCUCGUCUCCCAGCGCACCCGUCGGUAGUUCGUCCAAGAAGAUUCAGCUUCUCUCAUCCCUAUCCCGCCUAACCAACCUCAGUAUGGACGACGACGGCGAUGAUGACGAAGAGGAUGACCCCACCGCUGCUUUUGAAGGUUUGAACGCUCUCGAGAUUGCUGCUGUCGCCAACGCCAAGCGUUUUCUUAGCCAGCAUGUCGUGCAGAAGAUCAUCUCCGGCAUAUGGAACGGUGAUAUUGUUUUUUGGGACACAAUGUCCGUCAACUCAUCCAAACAUCCCCAUUUUUAUAACCCGACCACGUCGGAUCCUUAUUCCCGACUCCGUGUGCCCAAGUAUCUAAAAUGCUGGGAAGUCUUGUUCUUUGGCGUAUUUCUGUGCUUGUACUAUUCUGUUCUCAUUGUGCGAGACGAAACCCGUCUCACCGGCCCCGAGAUUGCCCUGUUCUUCUGGAUUGCUGCCUUCUUCUACGAUGAGCUGAGUGAAUGGGCCGAUGCUGGAGCCAUUUUUUACGCUACCGAUAUCUGGAACUUGUUUGACAUGAUUAUGAUCCUCAUUGGCAUUACCUUUGCCGUGUUAAGAAUUGUCGGCAUCAUGCGGCCAGAAACACGUUGCAACGACUUGGCAUUUGAUGUGUUGGCUCUGGAAGCCCUCUUCAUGAUUCCUCGCAUCUGCUCCAUCCUCAGUCUAAGCCCCUAUUGGGGAACCCUGAUCCCCUGCCUCAAAGAAAUGGGCAAGGACUUUAUCAAGUUCAUGGUCUUGAUCAUUAUCGUCUAUCUUGGCUUCCUCACUACGUUUUCGCUCGUUGGUCGAGACAGCUUUAGCUUGAGUAAGAUGACAGGAAUUCUGACCAAGAUCUUUUAUGGCUCCAGCUACGUUGGUUUUGAGGUCAUGGACCAGAUUGAUCCUAUUUUCGGCCCUCCCUUGAUGGUCAUUUUCAUCACUCUGUCUUCUUUCCUUCUCAUGGGAUCACUUACCGGUAUGCUCUCCAACAGCUUCUCUCGGGUCGUCACCCACGCCAAAGAAGAAUAUCUCUAUGUGUAUAGCGUCUAUGUGCUAGAGGCGUCGACCAGCAACCGACUCACUCAUUUUUACCCACCAUUCAACCUACUCUCUCUAAUUCUCUUCCGCCCAUGGCGAUACAUCUUUCCGCGGUACCACAAGUACCGUGCAGGUAGAAUCUGGCUUCUCAAGGUGACCCACGCACCUAUUGUUGCAGUCAUCAAGUUUUACGAGUAUCUCAAGUAUAAAGGAGACGACGACGAUGAAUUUCGCGGAUUCAAAGGCCCCAAGGAGCCCAAAGGCCGGCGGAGAAGGUCGGAUAUUGGCCCAGCGGCUGUUACAGGCCGUCCUUCGCUUGCCUCUCCUCGCAGAUCUGGACCAGCGAGACUGCUGCCGACGAGCCGAACACGGGGAGAGGACGACGUGGAUGCGCCGUCGUCCGUUGAAGUCCAAGUUUUGGAGCUGCAACAAAAGAUUGACCAGUUGACGGCGGUUGUCCUUGCGAUGAGGGAAAGUCAAAUUGCCAAUGAGAAGAAUGAAGCUGGCGCUGAUGCCGGAAAUAACAUUAGCUCUUUCUAA
Molecule: messenger RNA, 2097 nt
Organism: Trichoderma asperellum CBS 433.97
Lineage: Eukaryota; Fungi; Ascomycota; Sordariomycetes; Hypocreales; Hypocreaceae
Biological process (GO): monoatomic ion transport; transmembrane transport
Cellular component (GO): membrane
Molecular function (GO): monoatomic ion channel activity
Source: RefSeq, a predicted model, not a curated record